GGAGGCAGAGCCAUCCCUCCCGGGGGGCUCAGCCUGCUACCACCCAGCCCUCCUCUGCCCUCGGCGCCCUGAGAACGCCAGCCAGGAGGAAGGAUCCACCAAGCCAAUGUGACUUCUCCCACCACCUUUUCAUGAGCUUGCCUGUUGGCUCUGCACCUUCUUUUCUGUGACUUUGCCGAGGGCAGGAGAGAUGGCCCUCUCCAGGCUGUGGCGGGGUGGCGACGGCCACCUGCCCUUCGUGGGCAUCAUGGUCCUGACAGCUGCGGUCAUUGCCCUCCUGUCCUACGCCCUCCUCUGGAAGGCCGGCAACCUCGUGGAGCUGCCCGACCUGACCAUCGGCUUCUACAACUUCUGCCUGUGGAACGAGGACACGGGCUCGCUGCAGUGCCACAGCUUCCCGGAGCUGGAGGCCCUGGGGAUGUCCCGGGUGGGCCUGGCCCUGGCCAGGCUUGGCGUGUACGGGGCCUUCGUCCUCGCCCUCUUUGUCCCCCUGCCUCUCCUCCUCGCCUGGUGCAGCAGGAACGAGGGGGAGUGGCACCUGGCCGUGGGCUUCCUGGCAGGGUCCUUCGUGCUGCUGACCAGCGGCCUGGGCCUCUUCCUCUCCUUCGUGUGGAGGUGGAUCCGGCUCUCCCUCCUGGGGCCUGGCUCUCUAGCUCUGGGUCUGGCCCAGGUCUUACUCUUACUUUUGUCUAUGGCCACAGCUGUGUUCUCUCCAAAGGUCAGGACAAGGUCAAGCUGGAGAACUGCUAGUUCUGUCUAAAGGCUCACAUGAUGACUGCAAGGAUUCCCUUCCAGCUUCGCUCAGAGAAGAUGCCCAAGGACUACGUACAGGCUGGCACAUCUUCUUGGCCACCUUGUUUCAUAACCAUCCACCGAGCAGGUGGGGCUGAGGCGGCAUGGACAGCCCUGGGUGUCUGUCCUUCGGGACCACACAGUUCAUCCCCACAUGAAUUCCGGCUUGCAUGAACUGACCUAGGCAGUCGCUGCUCUAGCCUCAGGAAGGCAAAGGAGGUAUAACUUAAUGUCAUGGGGCUCCAUUUCCAGGCUGAUUUGCCAAGUUGCCAAACCGGAGCCCAGUGACGGUUUGGUUGAUGGCAACAAAUGGGACCAUGAUGACAGCUCAAGAGAGCACGGUAGUGCCCUACGGGGCCGGGGAGCAGACUUCCUCCCCCGCGAUGAGUCAAUCAACCGGGCUCCACCCCCAACAGGACUCUGUUCCCAAGGGACCAGGAAUGGCCUCCAGGGAUUCCAUGCACAGAAGACACAGGGCACAGAGAGAAGGAGCUCAUGAAAAGGCCCUGGGCUCGGCAGAGCAGGUGCGAUAUGUCUCUCACAACCCAGGAGUACCGACCGAAGCACAGGGCACCGAACCCGCAAAAGAGCCAGCCCACAGGAGCGCGUGGUCCCCGCCCACAGACACUGCAUCCACUCACGGUUCCACCCAGAGCUGGGAAGGACAGAAGCAUGACAACUUAAUGCAUUGAGAAAUUCUGUGUAUUUGUGACACCUGUGUAUUAAAAAACUCUGGCAAUGGCA
Molecule: messenger RNA, 1536 nt
Organism: Perognathus longimembris pacificus (Pacific pocket mouse)
Lineage: Eukaryota; Metazoa; Chordata; Mammalia; Rodentia; Heteromyidae
Gene: Tmem140
Product: transmembrane protein 140
Exons: 2
Coding region: 191-760 (189 amino acids)
Source: RefSeq, a predicted model, not a curated record